AUGGGAUCUCACGUAGCAGAAAUGUUUUCUCAAAUUGACAAACUUCGUGAUCGGCUGUCGAGUAAUAUUGAAGUUGUGAGUGACGCUCAAGGCGUUGAAGAACAAGUCGGAAACCGGGAAGUUGUGACCCGUAUUGAAAGCGUCAUCCUUGGAAUAGUGGCCAGUCUGUCUGAAGAUGAAGUUCCUGUCCUGGUGCUGCCUAACAGAUCCAGCUGGGCCAACGUCGGCUUCGACAGUGCCAUCGGGCUUCAGAUGAGUUCAGGACACACUGUCACCACCAUUCGGAGCGACUGCCCGUCAUCUGUGACUAAAUUUGCACAGAUUCUCAAACUCCUCUCGGUCAUCUACCGCCUCGUGCAAAGCAACUCCUAUGCCACAAAAAGAGAUAUCUACUAUAACAAUACACAGCUGUUCGGGUCGCAGAGAACUGUUGAUAAUCUGGUAGAUGACCUCUCGUGCAUGCUGAAGGUUCCUCGCAGAUCCCUGCAUGUGUUAGCCACAUCAAAGGGGCUAAUCUCCGGCGAUCUUUGUUACAUGGAGGAGGACGGCACGAGGAUUGACUGUCGUUCCAGCUCCGCCGCCGUUGCAGUUUCAUCCAACAUCGGUGGCAUUAAAAAUAUUGUGUCGUCUGCUAAAUUUGUAAUGAUCGUUGAAAAGGACGCAACUUUCCAAAGACUGCUGGAUGAGGACUUCUGCACAAAGCUCUCUCCCUGCAUCAUAAUCACUGGUAAAGGUGUGCCAGAUGUCAACAGCAGACUGAUGGUUCGGAAACUGUGGGACUCGCUUCACAUCCCUACCUUCGCCCUGGUGGACGCUGACCCUCACGGCAUUGAGAUCAUGUGCAUCUACAAGUACGGAUCCGUGGCGAUGUCGUUUGAGGCCCACAGUCUGACCGUCCCCAGCGUUAUGUGGCUAGGCCUCCUCCCCUCUGACCUCCAGAGGUUGCGCGUUCCCAGUGAUGCCCUGAUCCCUCUCAGCAAGAGAGACGAGAACAAACUCCACAGCCUCCUCACACGGCCGUACAUAGCAGAUCAACCAGAGUGGCAGAAAGAGAUGGAGCUGAUGCAGCAGAGUAAGGUCAAAGCUGAAAUACAGUCCCUGGCAGCCAUUGGUUCCGACUUCCUCACCGCCAUCUACCUGCCCAACAAGCUGCGCUAUGGAGGCUGGAUAUGAGAGCAACGUCGCCUCUUAGUGGAGCAACGAGGGAAGUGACGUGAAGGCCGGCUCAAGACUGACAAUACUUUUGACGUAAUUCUCAUUAAAGUAUUUAAGUUUUUCUUUUUCUCCAUUUAUUGUGAAUGGAGCUUUAACUGGCAUCGCGUCAGAUUUCACCACAGUGGUCCCAGAGGGUGGAUUUCCUUGCGUCUUUGAGUUUGUUACUUCAAUCAAGAUGUCUCGAUCCUCUGUUGAAAGGUUCUCAGACACACAGUGUCGGUCUGUUUCUUUUUAAUGCCUGACUUACUAAAUUUCAGUCAAGUUUUAACAGAUGGUUGUUAAUUUGUGUUUGUUACUGUUGCUUCACAGUAAGUAUAUCCCACAUUAGAUUCUGGGCUUUGCAGUCUAUUUUCUGUGUGGCGUUUAAAUGUUCCCCCUUUUUAUUUCUGAGAUUCCUAAACUUAUGGAUUUCCUGUGAAGUCAAGAAAACCUCAGAGUAUAACCUGCCUCCGUUCAGACUCAGGUGGGAUCAGAUCUGCCAGACUUGCAAAUGAA
This is a messenger RNA of Salarias fasciatus (jewelled blenny), 1710 nucleotides long. It is a transcript of the gene spo11, whose product is annotated as SPO11 initiator of meiotic double stranded breaks. Gene Ontology annotation, cellular component: nuclear chromosome. The transcript is spliced from 13 exons. Gene Ontology annotation, molecular function: ATP binding; DNA topoisomerase type II (double strand cut, ATP-hydrolyzing) activity; DNA binding. Gene Ontology annotation, biological process: meiotic DNA double-strand break formation; reciprocal meiotic recombination; meiotic DNA double-strand break processing. Bases 1 to 1173 code for a protein of 390 amino acids. NCBI's taxonomy places the organism in Eukaryota, Metazoa, Chordata, Actinopteri, Blenniiformes, Blenniidae. The record is from RefSeq and is a predicted model, not a curated record.